AUGUCUACCUCUCAGCCUCCUCCCGUUCUUUGCGACACCGGCGGCGACCUGCUGGAUCGGCUUCAUGUUGAAGACUCUAGGCGCACCAGCAGAGCUGUGGAGGUCUUGUCCUGUUCUCCCGUGACCCGCGAGCUUGUUCCCCGAAAACAGGGCAAACCGCUCUCCUUGGGCCACGGUUAUCGUGUCGUUGCUGCCCUGGCACAGGCCACCGGCGUUGAGCGCCGUCCCCCAUGCAACCGAUGCGCCCGCGCGAAUGGGCCUUGGAAGUAG
Colletotrichum abscissum is the source of this 270-nucleotide messenger RNA. RefSeq lists its product as uncharacterized. The record is from RefSeq and is a predicted model, not a curated record. NCBI's taxonomy places the organism in Eukaryota, Fungi, Ascomycota, Sordariomycetes, Glomerellales, Glomerellaceae. The transcript is spliced from 2 exons. The coding region runs from base 1 to 270 and encodes 89 amino acids.